Molecule: messenger RNA, 279 nt
Organism: Plasmodium malariae
Lineage: Eukaryota; Apicomplexa; Aconoidasida; Haemosporida; Plasmodiidae
Product: conserved Plasmodium protein, unknown function
Exons: 1
Coding region: 1-279 (92 amino acids)
Source: RefSeq, a predicted model, not a curated record
AUGAUGCAUCACUUAGGAAAAAUAACCCUUUUUAUUUUUUUUAUAAGUGUAAUUUUAAUUAUAUCAUGUUCCUGCACGGAUUUAAAGUCACCUUCGAAGGGAAAUAUAGAUCCGCGAAUUUUAGAGUUAAGCAUACAUACUGAGAAACAGAAAAGAAUACACAAUUUAAUUUAUACAGGAAUUCUUUCUUUGACAAUUAUAGUAACCAUAUUUUCAACUCUAGGAUUUAUUAUGGAUGAUUAUAUUAGGUCGAGAAACAUGAGAAAUAGAACUUUAUAA